UACACAGGCAUAAUUUAUAGGCACUAGAGAAGAGAACUGGCGGCCAUUUUGACAAGGAAGUAGUGUGCGAUAUAGAGACCCAUUCUAGGUUCGCCCAAGUCCUUGAGGUUCGCCAGUGCUUACACAGCUUGUUUAUUUUCUUACUCGGAAACUCGCGAUCUGUCCAGGCUCUACUAAGUACUACUACCAUCUGCUGCCAUGCCGUUCGUGUGUAUUUUCGGUACCCGGUUGUUCGGGGCCUGUGACUACUUCAGUGUGGAGGGGCAGGAAAUGUUCGUGCGAACCAAGUUCUACCACUUCAACUUCAUGCCGUGUGCUCCGGAAGAGAGCUUCCUGUUCGUGGCAGACGGGCGAGCUAUCGAACUACCCGAGGUAGUGGGCAGGUCCGUGGGGUGGGCGUGGCUUCGGUACCUGGCCUGGGUGGUCUUUCUGACUGUCAUGUGUGUGGCAGUCAUCUUCUUAACAACGGGACUUACUGAGGAGGCAUGGCCGUGGGCACUGGUCGCCCUGUCCGUCGUGUGUUUGGGCGUCGCCAUUUUCGUCACAGUCUACAAACCAAAAGCCAGCGAAGAGAGCAAGCAGGAGUACCUCAACAUGGUCGGACAGGUGGUCGCCCGGCGGUACCUACACGAGCAGAUGGCAGCCGCAGCGGCUGUUCAUGGCGGGCCGGCUCAUGAAGUCGUUGCCAUCGAGCAGCCGCCACCCUACCCAGGCCUACACAAGGACAGCGUCAAUGUGGCCCCCGCCGGUGUCCCUGCUGCUGGUAGUCCCACUGUCAUCCCUAACACUGGGUACCCCAACACUAGUACUGCUGUCCCAACCACUGGGCAACCCAAUGUGGUGUAACUGUAAGAUCAAAUUGAGAGCAUGUAUCUGUCUGUAUCUGUAUAGCCAGUAUAACCUGGGUGUAACACACCAGCUUCUGUAUUUGUGUAGCCAGUAUAACAGCCCUUUGACGUAACACACCAGCUUCUGUAUUUGUAUAGCUGGUAUAACUGCCCUUCGGCGUAACACACCAGCUUCUGUAUCUGUAUAGCCGGUAUAACCGCCCUUUGGCGUAACACACCAGCUUCUGUAUCUGUAUAGCCAGUAUAACCGCCCUUUGGUUUAACACACCAGCUUCUGUAUCUGUAUGUAUAGCCGAUAUAACAAGGACAGGUGUAUAACUGAUAUUUGAAGGCAUGACUGGUUCUGUUUCUUGUUGAUGUAACAUACUGAGACUAGAAAGACAGUAUAUACAGCAAGUACAUGAAAGAGGUAGCCCUAGUCGACAUGGCUUUUAUCCUUCUAGCCUUGCUUACACUGUAUAAAGGUAACUCGGUAGUGAAAACUCCCAGUGUGUAACUGCCCCGUGACACAAGCGUAAAAGAUACUUAUGUACAUAUAUGUAGUACUUAUUCUAAUCGAGACAUCUAGAUACAACCUGUUAUGCUACAUGACAUUUGAACUAUUUUUGUUUGUUCAAGCUUAUGUAGACACCAGUUUUGAUUAAUGAUAACAAGAAAAAUGCAAAUUUAUGCAACAAAAUUGGAAAUGGUCAAAUAAUAACAAACAGUAAAAAUGAGCAGAAAAAACUAGAAAAUACUCAAUACUUAUGAUUUGAUGCUGUUACCUGCACAAUAUAUGGUGUAUUUACACUUUUAGUGAUUCAGAUUUAGAUACUUGUACUUUGAAUUUGCUUUCAAGGAAGAAGAGAUCUAUUUUUGUGAUGUUUGGUGAAAGAAGUGACUGGAGGUAACUUUUUCAAGAAGGUGCCAAGGAAUCUUUAAGCUGCCAAGACUUGUAAUGCUGUAGUGGCGAGGAGUGAAUUGGGUGUAUGUAUAAUGUUAUAAUAUUUAUAUAUACAGUUUGACAUUAGGAUUGUAACAUAAAUCCAGAGCACUUGUAGACUGAAUACACAGGGUAUGCUGGAAAGUAUGGAACAUUUGUAAAUACUUGAAUUCUGAUUGUAAAUUCAGAUAUUAUAACGUUAAGUGUAACCUGGAGAAUAUGUGACAACUGUUUUGAUAUGCUAUAUAGUACCUGCUAUAUUCUAGAACUUAUAACUAAUCACAUAGAGUGUACGAUUGAAAUGUAAGAAAUGAAUUAUUAAAAUGAUAUGAGAGUAAA
Branchiostoma belcheri (Belcher's lancelet) is the source of this 2109-nucleotide messenger RNA. RefSeq lists its product as uncharacterized. The transcript has 4 exons. The record is from RefSeq and is a predicted model, not a curated record. Bases 199 to 846 code for a protein of 215 amino acids. NCBI's taxonomy places the organism in Eukaryota, Metazoa, Chordata, Leptocardii, Amphioxiformes, Branchiostomatidae.